CUGUGGUCAUCCGCCACCAUGUCUGCUAUAAUACGACCAGCAAAUAAGCUCCCACCUGGAGCAAACCGUAUUCUGUUCGUUAAGAACCUCAACUACACCAUCACCGGCGAGGACCUGUACGACCUCUUCGGACGUUAUGGUACCAUUCGUCAGAUCCGGCUUGGGAACGAGCAGAAGACGAGAGGGACUGCUUUUGUCGUGUAUGACGACGUUAUGGAUGCUAAAAAUGCCCUGGAUCACCUGAACGGUUUCCAUCUUCAAGAGAGGUACAUCGUCGUCCUGUACCAUAUGCCCACAAGGCAAGAAGCAGCGGCACAGAAGGCAGAGCUGGAGAGGAGAGAGGCAGAAUUAGAGGCACUGAAGAAGAAACACGAUAUCCCCGACGUAUGAACACUGGCUGUUUUUGGGUUACGCGUAUUGGGUUGCGUCUGACGACGGGAUGUGUCGCCAGACGCUGCUGUAUUUCUACAAUGUAAUAAUGUGC
Dacryopinax primogenitus is the source of this 484-nucleotide messenger RNA. RefSeq names its product RNA-binding domain-containing protein. Gene Ontology annotation, cellular component: cytoplasm; nucleus; ribonucleoprotein complex. The coding region runs from base 19 to 390 and encodes 123 amino acids. Gene Ontology annotation, molecular function: mRNA binding. The transcript is spliced from 3 exons. The record is from RefSeq and is a predicted model, not a curated record. Lineage: Eukaryota; Fungi; Basidiomycota; Dacrymycetes; Dacrymycetales; Dacrymycetaceae.